ACUACCGCCCACACAGCAUCCACUUCCGGGUGAAGAGAAAGCAGCCAGGUGUAGUGUAAACAUGAGCGGACCCAGCCUAUGAACGUGGCUGUGUGUAAGGAAUACGAAAGUCCGUGCCCUGUAGGGGCCCCGGGCCAUGCUGUGCGCCCACUAUGAGGUACAAUGACAAGGAGCUUGUGUCCCUCUCCAAGCAGAGGGCGGAGAAGGCGGCAGAACUGGGUAUGAAGGGCCCCAAGAAAGGAAGUGUACUGAAGAAGCGUCUGGUGAAAUUGGUUGUGAAUUUUCUGUUUUACUUCCGGGCUGAUGAGGAGGAGCCCAUUGGAGCACUUCUUUUAGAGCACUGCAGGGUGGCCAAAGAAGAGGAGAAAUGCUUCUCAAUACACUUCAUUGAUGAGUCAGACAGGAAAUAUAUGUUUGAAUGCAGUAAUCAAGAACAAUGUGAUGAAUGGGUACAAGCAUUAAAAAAUGCAAGCUAUGAGUUCAUGAGAAUAAGUCUUCUCUUUUAUCGCAGUGAAAUCCUGAAGAUGACUGGGAAGGACCCAUUGGAGCAAUAUGGAAUAUCUGCAGAAUCACGGUUCCAGCUAGAACCUUCAGACAUAUAAAGCACAAUGUCCUACUGCUGCUGUCUUUAAAAAGCUCUUCUUAAGCAAUGUUUUGUAUCAUACAGCUUUAUUUUGAAUGAAUUGUCUAUACAAGUCAUCAGUUUACACUUUACCCUACCUGGAAAUUGGUUAGUCUUUAUAAUAGCAUGGAAUUAUUUGUUAAGAACGCCAUUGAUGCAAACAGCUAUAUACAGAUAUUAACGGUUUUGAGGAAAAGUUUUUAAAUCUGGCGUGAGCACUUUGGAAGCUUUCUUCCAAAAAAUAAAUAAAAGCAGCAAUCGUUCACAAAUUAUUUUAAAGCUAAA
Rana temporaria (common frog) is the source of this 907-nucleotide messenger RNA. It is a transcript of the gene PLEKHJ1, whose product is annotated as pleckstrin homology domain containing J1. Gene Ontology annotation, cellular component: recycling endosome; early endosome; trans-Golgi network. The transcript has 6 exons. Bases 153 to 602 code for a protein of 149 amino acids. The record is from RefSeq and is a predicted model, not a curated record. Gene Ontology annotation, biological process: endosome organization; receptor recycling; retrograde transport, endosome to Golgi. Lineage: Eukaryota; Metazoa; Chordata; Amphibia; Anura; Ranidae.